Messenger RNA from Saccostrea echinata, 644 nucleotides. RefSeq lists its product as uncharacterized. NCBI's taxonomy places the organism in Eukaryota, Metazoa, Mollusca, Bivalvia, Ostreida, Ostreidae. Bases 29 to 514 code for a protein of 161 amino acids. The transcript is spliced from 4 exons. The record is from RefSeq and is a predicted model, not a curated record.
CAAAAUACAUUCGCCAUUAAGAAUCAUUAUGGAUACCUGCAAAAUUGUGUUGAUGAUACUUAUAUUUUGUUUUAUCUACCUUUUUACAGUAACAGACGCUUAUGAGACAUGUUACUCCGAUAGCCAGUGUCCAUUGUCGAGCUAUCAUUGCUGUACUGGUACAAGAUACUGCUGUCCGUGGGGUACUGUCUGUACAGGGACUAUCAACUGUAUAAGUAUUGGGACAAUAGUUGGUCCUAUCGUCGGAGGAGUGGUUCUUAUCAUUAGCUGCAUCGUAUGCUGUGUGUGCUACAAUCGCCGAAGGCGCCAGGUGCCGCCUCCAGCAGUUGUUUACGGACAACAACAGCAAGUAGUUGCAAUUGGACAACAAACAACAUAUGGACAACCUCAGGCUUAUGGACAACAAACAUAUGGACAACCUCCAGCUUACGGGCAAGGUUACGGACAACAACAGACAAAUGGACAAGGUUUCGGUGCACCCCAAGACACAGCAGAUAACAAAAUUAAGUUGUAGGCAGUGGAAGAAAAAAUGAUAUGACAUUGUCAUCUAUAUUAAAAAAUACCUAUCUCUGUAAUCGUGAUACGUUACGGUAAAGUUGGACACGAACAAAUAAUUACUUUGCUUCUCAUCAGACAGCGUUGGA